Penicillium subrubescens is the source of this 1986-nucleotide messenger RNA. It is a transcript of the gene rglB, whose product is annotated as polysaccharide lyase family 4 protein. Gene Ontology annotation, molecular function: catalytic activity; carbohydrate binding. NCBI's taxonomy places the organism in Eukaryota, Fungi, Ascomycota, Eurotiomycetes, Eurotiales, Aspergillaceae. The coding region runs from base 1 to 1986 and encodes 661 amino acids. Gene Ontology annotation, biological process: carbohydrate metabolic process. The record is from RefSeq and is a predicted model, not a curated record. The transcript has 5 exons.
AUGGCGGCAUUCCUCACUUUUCUCGUCACCGGAGUCAGUCUUGUAUCAGCCGCACUCCAAGUGUCGCAAAACGACACUACGAUCACCGUUGCCAACGAUCGCCUCACGGCUGUUCUGCGUCGAAGUGCAGGUCAGAUCGUUGACCUUUCUCUCGAUGGCCAGGACCUGCUAGGCCCCCAGUCAGGGUCAACCGGCAUAGGCCCGUACUUGGAUUGCUACUGUAUUCCUUCUGGUUUCUACACCGCGGGAGCCACCACCCCGUCAACAGAAGUUGUACAAGGAGUGGACUCCACAGGGACCAAGUACGCUGGUGUGAUUCUGACCGACACUUAUACGCCGACUGGCCAGCAAUUCCAGCAAUACUGGUUCUUGCGCGAUGGAGAGACCGGUCUCCAUAUGUUUAGCCGGCUGUCUUAUCACAACGAGACUACUCCAUUCCUUCGCAAUUUGCAAGAGUUGCGAACCCUUUUCCGUCCAAACACGGCCUUAUGGACCCAUUUGACUUCAAGUGAGGUGCAAACCGCCCCUUUGCCAAGCAAGAACGCUGUCAGCCACGAAGUUGUCGUCCAGGAUGCAACCUGGACCUUCAACAACACCCCAACCGAUGCCUACUAUACACAGUUCUCUGAUUAUUUCACAAAAUACACCUUCUCUAACCCCUGGAGGAACAACAGCGUUCACGGGUUAUACGCCGAUGGCUCUAAUUCAUCUGGAACUACCUACGGAGCAUGGCUUGUCAUGAACACGAAGGAUACGUACUAUGGUGGCCCAAUCCACUCGGAUUUGACCGUGGAUGGUAUCGUCUACAACUACCUUGUCUCAAAUCAUCAUGGUGAAGGCACACCGAACAUUACGAAUGGAUUCGACCGAACUUUCGGACCUCAGUUCUACCUUUUCAACGGCGGCAAGGGGUCCAAGUCGUCACUGAAUGAGCUACGAGCCGAAGCUCUCGAGCUCGCAAAUCCAUCAUGGAACGCUGCAUUCUAUGACUCAAUUGCCAAGCAUGUUGUGGGAUAUGUCCCAUCGGGUCAACGAGGACGCGUUCGGGGAACAGUCAAACUUCCCAGGGGCGCUAUCCGGCCCAUCGCGAUUCUCACUGCUAAUGGCGUGUAUCACCAGGACAAUAGCGCCGUUCCAGACGCUUACCAAUACUGGGUUGAUAUCGAAUCCGAUGGAAGCUUCACUCUGGAUCGUGUCAAGGAAGGAGAGUAUCGUCUUACUAUCUACGCGGAGGGCAUUUUCGGUGAUUAUGUUCGGGACGGAAUCGUCGUACGUGGAGGAAAGUCGACCACAGUCCGCGAUUCCUGGGAAGAAGAAUCAGCAGGAACAGAGGUCUGGCGACUUGGAAUUCCUGACAAAUCUUCUGGCGAAUUCCGCCACGGCCAUGCGAAAGAUACCACCCAUCCUCUUCAACCUCCAGAGUAUCUAAUCUACUGGGGUGCCUAUGAUUGGACUAAAGACUUCCCCGAUGGCAUUAACUACACGAUCGGUAAAAGUGAUCCGGCUGUGGACUUGAACACAGUUCACUGGUCAGUUUUCGGUCCGACUCCGUCAAACGCACAUGUGGAGUACAAUACCACACACGACUGGAACAUCCACUUCAAACUGGACGCAAAGCAACUACGCCAGCGCAAGACAGCAACUCUGACUGUGCAACUGGCUGGUGCAAAGACUGCAGCAGGAAAUACUGAUGUCUGGAACCCGAAGGAAACGUACAACAACCUGUCUCUUGAGAGUUAUAUCAACGAACACUCCAAUCCUCUCACCUUGGUAAUUGGGUUCAACCAGUCCAGCAGCUGCAUUGUUCGGUCUGCCGUAAGCUGCUAUCAGGUCAGCUCCCGGAUGUCAUUCCCUGCCAGUUGGCUCCAUGAGGGAGACAACCUGCUGCGACUUCAUCUCCCCUACAACGCGACCGAUACCGAAACUGCUAUCCUGCCUGGGACUGUAUAUGUGCAAUAUGAUGCGCUGCGGUUGGAAGUCAAGUGA